Molecule: messenger RNA, 6903 nt
Organism: Anopheles stephensi (Asian malaria mosquito)
Lineage: Eukaryota; Metazoa; Arthropoda; Insecta; Diptera; Culicidae
Product: neuroligin-4, X-linked-like
Exons: 16
Coding region: 1505-4834 (1109 amino acids)
Biological process (GO): chemical synaptic transmission; postsynaptic membrane assembly; presynaptic membrane assembly
Cellular component (GO): cell surface; synapse; postsynaptic membrane
Molecular function (GO): signaling receptor activity; neurexin family protein binding
Source: RefSeq, a predicted model, not a curated record
UUUAGCUUCUGCCGACGGCGGCGGCAUUCGGCGGGUAUCGCGCUGACGGUUAGUAGCGUACGUUCGCGGUAUUACCUCGUGCUCGUUAUCAGUUCGACAGGCUUGGCUUGAACUGUGCGCCCCCUCACCACGCAAAAACGGGUUCGCCUUUCGUGGCACUUCUGGUGGCGUUGCUAAGCUGCGCUUAUCUGUACACCGCGCUGCUUGAGGCGUUUUCCAGCUGGAUGCACUCCAUCCUGCGGUGGAAAAUAAACGCCUCGCUGAGCGGGAAAAGCGUACAGCAGCCGGCUGCGGUCGGUCGGUCGGCUCUGCAGCGUGAACAUUGUUGCUCGGUAAUCGCGAAUUUUCGUACCCGUGUGUGUGUGUGUGAGUGAUUGUGCUAGUGGAUAUAAGUGCGUAUGUGUGAAACAGCAUCAGUACGGUUGGAUCUUUUAUGAAGCUGCUGCAUUCUGAAAAUAAAAUGUCUGCCUUCAUGCCAGCCACCGUGCAGCUCACGCCCGGAAAGCAAAGCUGGCCCGUGUGAGUUUACUGUCGGACGGAGCCGGAUCAGCAGAUUGUCCGGGAAUUGGCGUAAACUUACCGCAACGUGCCAUGGUAGAUGCGUGGUGAUUAAAUGCGCCCGUGGUUGCUGUUGUGCUGCUGCGAAAAGAAGGCGAUAGCCGUACGUGAGUGUGUGUUGUGUUCGACGAAAAUGAUCAAAUAUUCAUGCUAAUAGUGAUGAUGAUGAUGAUGAUGUUGAAGAUCUUUGUGAUAGUCGGCGCGUAAAAUGUGUGCGGUGUAGAAAAGUGUGCUUUAACAGCUUUAAAAAAGAGUUCAAGUGUAGUGAGGAUUAGAGUCAGUGAAGGAAAAAGCGGUUAGCCGGUGAAGACCAAGUUUUGGAGUAAAAAAAAGAGGUCAGCGGCUAUCGGAAACCACGAUAGGAUCGAAAAGGCUUUUUAAUGUUGAAAAUAGUUUACAGCUCGUGAGCAUCGUACAGUGCUUGCUGCAUCCUUAUCGCGGUAAAUUACCCAUCCACACCCGGGGCCAUUUAGUAGUGAAAUCAAACAGUUGCGUGCUUCGACAAAAAUCGUCUGGAAUACAAGAAAAUUCUUGAUUAAAAAGUUUAUAAUUUCAUAUUUUUUUAAAUUUUGUGUAGUGUUGUGUUAAAGUGAGCAAAAGUCCUAGUGAAUCAUUCAGCAUAGCUUUACAAUACAAGUGAACUCUUCGCCUCAGUCGAGAGUGACAAGGUGAAGAUCGUACACAGGUAAUUCAGUGCCCAUUAUGCAGCGUGUGGUGCGUUGGAAUUGAAUUGUCGUAGCCGAGUCAGGAAUAUUAAUUGCAACCGUGAAUUGAAUCUGUCAAUUCGCAUUGGGGUUAGCGAGUGGGAGGUGGGUUAUGUGGUACGCGGUAGGAUCCCAUCACCAACGCCCGGCCCAUGCCAUACCGUGUCAUUCGUGUGCGUAGAAUGGCCGAUCCUCAUGCGGGGAACCGGUAAUGUUCCCCCAUUCGUUAACCGCACUGUACAAUGCAGGCCCACGAUGGGCCAAAGCGAUCCUACCGCCACGACCGUCAGCAGCACCAGAGGCAGCAGCAGCAGCAGCCGCAGCAGCAACAAACACCGGAACCGGAGGUGAGCAGCCGUGUCACGUCCUGUUCGGGGUUCGUGCUGCAAGCGAAACUCGUCCCAAUCCGUGCCACGAUCUGGCUGUGGGUGCUCUGUGCCUGCAGCUUCGUCGUCGUGCCUGCCCGGGCAGGGCCACGCUACAGUUCGCGUAUCGUCGAUACAAAGUCGGGCGCCAUCCGGGGCGUUAUCCUCGAGCUCAACUCGAAGCACCUCGAGCCAGUGGAGGUUUUUAAAGCAGUACCGUACGCGACACCACCGAUCGGAAGUUUGCGCUUUGAGCCACCGAAGAAACUUCCACCGUGGAAAGGAACCAAGCUGGCAGACACAUUCGGAUCCGUGUGCCCACAGAGUUUCCCGGACAUCAGCAAUCGGACGGCGGCACUACUCUCGAUGCCGAAGGGGCGUUACCAGCAUCUGAAGCGACUGCAGCCAUUGCUGGCGAACCAGAGCGAGGACUGUCUGACGCUCAACAUUUACGUCCCCGGAAGCGGAAGCCGCGGACUGGAGGCACCCUAUUCAAUUUUCUUCUACAUCCACGGCGAAGCGUACGACUGGGGUUCCGGCAAUCCGUACGACGGUUCGGCCCUGGCCAGCUACGGUCACGUCAUAGUUGUUACAGUCAAUUUUCGUUUAGGAAUACUCGGUUUUCUAAAAACUCGUGCCUCACUGUCACCCGGUUCCGGCGGUAAUCUAGGAUUAAUGGACAUCAUUCUCGCUCUGCACUGGGUUCGAGAUAACAUUGCGUCGUUCGGCGGUGACCCGAAGCGCAUCACCCUGGUCGGGCACGAUACGGGAGCGGCCCUCGCGAAUCUCGUCCUUAUCUCCAAGUCCGGAAAGGGAUUGGUGCAGAGGGCAAUCCUGCUGAGCGGUUCGGCACUCAGCCCGUGGGCACUCAUCCCGGACCCGGAUGCGAUACGGCUGGAAGUGUCUCAGCAGAUGGCGUGCCAUCUAGUGCCGGGUCGGAAUGGUCGCAAACCUUCGACGGAUGACAUUACCGAAUGCCUGAGAGAUAAGCCGAUCGAGGCGCUCAUGGGCGUACGGCUGACCAGCGUUCGAUUCAUGCCUUCCUGGGGCCCCUUCCUGCCCCUGGAGGACUCGAUGGAUCCGGAGUUUGCGAUGGAACAUUCGGGCGAAGGCUUCAUCACGAGCGAGCUAAUGCUGGGCAUGAGCACCACCGAAAGCUACAAUGACUUCAGCGCGUCGGACAUUCAGUACGGUCUUGAGGAGGACCAGCGAAACAGGUUGCUGCGGACGUACAUUCGCAAUGCGUUCACGUUUCACCUGAACGAGAUAUUCUCCGCCGUCCGGAACGAGUACACCGACUGGGACAAACCGAUCCAGCAUCCAAUCAAUAUCAGAGACUCGACGAUGGAAGCCUUGAGCGAUGGGCAUACGGUGGCGCCCAUCAUUAAGGUGGCUUAUCUGCAUGCGCGGCGUGGUGCUAAGACGUACAUGUUUCACUUUGGGUAUCAGAGCAAGGAGAGUGAAUAUCCACAGCGACUGGGAAGCGUUCGGGGCGAGGACCUGCCGUACAUCUUCGGACUGCCGCUGGUGCAGGGUGGUACGGUCUUUCCGCAGAACUUCUCGCGCCAGGAUACGGGCGUCAACGAGGCAGUGCUGAACUUCGUGACCAACUUCUGCAAAACGGGUGACCCGAACGAGGCCGGCCAGCAGCAAGCACAGCCGCUCCCGCCCGACUACGGCACGGCGAAGGAGCGCACCCGGUUCCGGCUUAUCACGUGGGAAACGUACGAAACCACCACGCAGCAGUAUCUUAGCAUCUCAACGAAGCCAAAAAUGCGCAGCCACUACCGGGGACACAAGAUGGCACUUUGGUUGAACCUCAUUCCGCAACUUCACCGACCGGGUGACCCGGAAGUUUCCAUGCGACACCAUCACUUCCGCGAGCGGGAACCACACUACUAUGCCGGAUCAGUACGUGCCGAGUCGUUCAGCCGUCCGCGAUCGCUCUACCAGAACGGCGUCAUCAACGAUGCCCAGGAAUCGCGCCAGGAAUCGUUCGGCACCGAGUGUACGCCCGACCCGACGAUGGGCGAAGUCCUGCAGGAAAGUGGCGGCGGUCCGGGCGACACUAUCGCGAACGUGCUCAGCGAGGAGGAGGAAGCGGAACUGCUGGAAAAGCUUGCCAACCGGCACUACUACAGCUACACGGCCGCCCUCGGUGUGACGGUUGGCGUCGGAUGUCUGUUGCUGCUGCUCAACAUGUUGAUCUUCGCCGGUAUCUACUACCAGCGCGACCGCACGAAACGGAAAUCGCAAACCUCGCAGUCGAGCGGCACGGGUGGCGGUGGGAGUGGCGUCACGAGCGGGACAUCCGCCUCCCUGUCGGGCAGCAACGGAACUCCGGACGAAUCGGAAAUUCCACUCACCAGCAUACCGAGUCCAUCGCCGGUCGAAGCGAAGCGUUCGAUUGAGCCACCGCCCAGUUACGCGACACUGCCUAAGCGAACCGGUAGCAGCAAUGGCGCGGGCACGGCCCUUGGAAACGUUCAUCAUCAGCACCAUCAUCAUCAUUUGCAUCAGCAUCUGCUGGGUGGCGGUUCGAGUGGGACGACCGAGACAAAGCUCGGGUCGCCUCCAACGUCCACCCAUCUUCGGACCGGGUCCAGCACGCUUGGACGCUCCGGCGCUGGGAGUUUCUACGACUCGUCCACCACCAGUCGGCAACAUCAGCAGCAGUACUCGGCACAACAACAGCUAAUCUCACCGCACAGCAGUACCGUCGCCCACACGGCAGUGACAAUAACGCCGACCGUCAGCCACCAUCAGACGCUGCCACGUGCCAGCAAAGCUCCGCUACCACCGAUCCGCUCCACGACCAGCAGCAGCAGCGCCUCCACCUCCUCCUGCACCGCUUCUUCUUCCAUUGCGCCACUGACCUCCAUCCUUGUAAAUAGCCUCAACCAACAUCAUCCGCAUCACUAUCAGCAGCGGGACUGCGAGAUGGCAACGUUGCCACCGCAACCGAACAGCAACGUCAUAACGGUGGACCUGGUAAGCUCAACCACGCCCGCCACCGGAAGCGACCCAUCGUCGAUGGGUGGCCCCCAUCAUCAGCAUCACCACCACCAUCAUCAUCAUGCGCACCACCAUGCGAACGGUGGGGGGCCGGUGGCCACAGCCAACACAGGGAACACGGCCGGUGGUCCACCCGCUGGCAGUACGGCCACGCUCAAGAAACGCGUCCAGAUCCAGGAGGUCACCGUAUAGCAUCGGUACAGCACAGCUGACGACGACCAGGAAGCUGUGUGAGGACAAAAAUCAAGGAAACUAGCAGCAACAACAAAAAAGUAAACGCUAAACGAUCGUAAAUCGGUUGUUGAUCGGUCGAGAAGCAAACCGAUAACGAAUGCUUGUCGUCGACAGCGGGUGGGAAUGCAAUCGAUCGGAUCGGGCGAUGGUAAAUAGGAAUGCAUGAUAUUUAAUUUCUCUCGCCAAUAUGCUCACCCUUACGUGCCGAAGCUGCUGGCCACGCUUUUGCUCAAUAUCUUCCGUGCAGUUGAUUGGCACUGCAAUAAUUCUUCAUUUAUGCACCUCUCACUUACCAGAUACAAGACACAGCGGGCACCAAAAAAAAAAAACAUUAAUUCAAUCGAUUGGAAGCAUUUCCAGCAGCCAUUUUCCAACCAUUUUCCAAUCAAUAAAUCUUUCCAUCGCCACCAGUUUCUAAGUGAGUGCAAAAAAUCUCAGACCAGCAGUGAAAGCUUCCGAUCCGCUUUUUGCAACAAGUUAAAGUCGAUUUGGCUGCCUUGGCGCUUCGUGCUGAAUGCUGCCAGCUUCUAGACCCUGCUAAAAGCGGGCAAGAUUAGUCGUAAAAGGAAUGUACCGGAAUGCUUCGAUUCCUUGGUUCUGUAUUCCAGAAUCUUCGCUUAGGGUUUUUUGUUGUUACGUAGACGACGGUGUUUGCCCUUUCGAUCGAUUGCUGCCCCGAGGUCGAAUCCCCAAAUCAAGCUCACAUUCGGGAUGGUAAAAGUGACCGUACCCGGGAGAAUAAAUCUCAACUGUAAAUAAGACACGAUGCCGCCCCGAAUGAAAAAAAAAACCUCAAAAGGGAUGUAUCUAGACAAACCGGGGGUUUUCUUCCUUUUUUCCGGCACAGGUGAGCGGUUCCUGAACUGAAUUGUGACCGGUGAAUGGUUGAAGGUCUAGCAGCUCGCAAAUUCACUGAUUUGUGUGGCGGUAAAGGUAGCGAAAUUUAAGAGUAUAUUCGGAGGAGCUAUCGCAUCGGGCUGCGGAUAUUUAAAGUUAGUGGGUGAAUUGUUUUCCGAACCAAAGGGGUUGAAUAUUUCCGCCAGGGAAUUGGCUCACAAACGGAAUCAAGUUGGAAUUGAAAUUUUAACACUAAACUCUCUCCAGUCAGUUAGCCCUAUGACAUUAAAGCAAAUGUGCGUGUAGAUAAUGGGGGUGCAUCGAGUGAGUAGCAAUGGAAUUUAUUAUCUGUUUGCAUGUGUACAGGCCGCAGCAGUGAAAGGUGAGAUUUGAAUAUCCCCACCCCAGUUCCCUCCUCGAUUCCUCCCUGUUAGUCCCUAUCCUCCUCCCCGUGAAACUGAAAGAACGACUAGUUUAGAAUCUAUUUAGCAAAAACUCAUUAGACAUUUAGUGUUAUAAGAAAAUGGGGAUUGAGAAUAGUUAUGGUAACUAGUGCAAUCGAUUUGAUCAUUAUUUGCAAAGCAAACGUCAGUACAUUUAAACGAGUCAACUGGUCAUCCAAAAAGAGAGAAAAAAGAAGAUAGAUAUUAAUCGUGAGUAAAAAAGCUUCCCAAAGCAACAAAAAUACAUAUUGAAAGGAAGAAAAAGAGAACAAAUGUUUAUAUGAAAAAAUCCAUUACAAAAGAACUACAACCAUUCAGCAUUUGAAAAGCCAGCUUUAUUCUCCAUCUUCCCCAGUGGAAAGCAGGACCAGACGAAAAAAAAAAAACACAGAACAAUGUUGAAUGGCGUUAUGUGUUUGUUGUAACGGUACGUGCGAGACAAAAGCGGCUCGAUGUGAGUGCAUAAAUAGCGCGAGGGCACGCGAUCAGCUUCCGUGGCACGUAUCAUCGAAUGCCGUUAAGGAGUCGUCAUCCAUUUUCAAACACAUUCCAAACAAACACACAUAUACAUCUUGUAACUGUAAGUGUGUGAGAUGGUGCUACGACGCCUUCGUAGGGGCUUUAUCAAAAACCGAUCGAAAGCUGUAGGAUAUCGUGAGACGGUGAGCCAGAGGAGAAGAUGAUAAUAAUAAAUGUUUCAGCGCAGCAAACACAAAUACAUAAACGAAACUGUAGCGUUUGAUGGGA